AUGGAUUCACCCAUGCCGGUAUUGCACCAAUCCAGCUUCCAAGCUUGCAGUGCUAUCUCCCCCAUUGGCCAAUGUUACAAGGCAUUCCCAAGCAACUGCUUUUCAUCCACUGUACUAGCUUCUCCGCUCUUUGCAUGCGUUCUUUCGCAGCUACUCCUACAAUAUACACAAGGAGGUGGAGUCCUCCCUAAAGCACAACCAUCGGAAGAAAAAGAGGUCCGUGGGGCUUCUGUUUUGAAAAAAUGUAAAGGGAAUGGGGUGUCGAGAGGUCUGUGA
Messenger RNA from Colletotrichum costaricense, 276 nucleotides. RefSeq lists its product as uncharacterized. NCBI's taxonomy places the organism in Eukaryota, Fungi, Ascomycota, Sordariomycetes, Glomerellales, Glomerellaceae. The record is from RefSeq and is a predicted model, not a curated record. The transcript has a single exon. The coding region runs from base 1 to 276 and encodes 91 amino acids.